AUGUCGUUGUUGCCGCAGGAGGUCCACGUUGCGCUCUCGCAGCUCUUGCUUGCCUUAGCAUCCGCCGACAAUAUAGUGCGGACGCAGGCUGAGGAACAGUUGAAUAAUGAAUGGGUGCAGGGCCGUCCUGAUGUCUUGCUCAUAGGGCUGGCGGAACAAUUAAAUGGGGCGGAGGAUGCCAGUACACGAUCAUUUGCUGCUGUCCUGUUCCGUCGGAUAUCGACACGGUCAACGAGGCUCCCCAAUUCUACUGAAUCGAAGGAGUUGUUCUUCACGCUUUCGCAAGAGCAAAGAGUGGCCAUUCGGCAAAAACUGCUAGAGUCGCUGGGGAAUGAGAGUUUAGCCCACGUGCGGAAUAAAAUUGGCGACGCCGUGGCUGAAAUUGCGGGUCAAUAUGCCGACCAUGGGGAGCAAUGGCCCGAACUCCUUGGAGUGCUUUUCCAGGCUAGUCAGUCUACUGAUCCUGGUGUGCGAGAUUCCGCGUUCCGGAUAUUUUCGACGACACCGGGUAUUAUUGAAAAACAACAUGAGGAUAUGGUUGUGGAUGUUUUCUCGAAAGGUUUUAGGGAUGAGAAUAUUUCUGUUCGGAUAUCUGCAAUGGAAGCGUUUUCCUCAUUCUUCCGUUCCAUCACAAGGAAGAGCCAAACAAAAUUCUUCUCCUUAGUCCCCGAUGUUCUCAAUAUAUUGCCUCCCCUCAAAGAGGCCGAUGAGAGCGAUAACCUGUCCAAGGCAUUCAUUGCGUUAAUUGAGCUCGCGGAAGUGUGUCCCAAGAUGUUCAAGGCGCUCUUCAACAACCUUGUAAAGUUUAGCAUCAGUGUUAUUGGCGAUAAAGAACUGUCUGAUCAAGUGAGACAGAAUGCGCUUGAGUUGAUGGCUACAUUUGCCGAUUAUUCCCCUAAGAUGUGCAAGAAUGAUCCGACGUACGCCGGGGAAAUGGUUACCCAAUGUCUGAGUUUGAUGACCGAUGUUGGCUUGGAUGACGAGGAUGCUGCUGAAUGGACUCAGUCAGAAGAUCCAAAUCAACUCGGCGGCCAGGUAAUUCUACCCGCAACUUUCGUCUGGGUUCCUCGCAUGAUGUCAUCAACUGCCUGGCGCGAUCGGCAUGCGGCGCUUAUGGCGAUUUCCGCUAUAUCCGAAGGUUGCAGGGACCUCAUGGAGGGCGAACUGGACCAGGUUCUCGCACUUGUCGUGCCAGCGCUCCAAGACCCACACCCGCGAGUCCGCUUUGCUGGGUGCAAUGCCCUUGGCCAGAUGAGCACCGAUUUCGCACCAACCAUGCAGGAAAAGUACCAUUCCAUCGUCCUCGGAAGUAUUAUUCCCGUUCUGGAUUCGACUGAACCCCGCGUCCAGUCCCAUGCCGCUGCUGCGCUAGUUAACUUCUGCGAGGAGGCGGAGAAGGAGAUUCUUGAGCCUUAUCUUGAAGAGCUCCUGAGACGCCUGCUACAGCUACUGCGAAGCCCAAAGCGAUAUGUUCAGGAACAGGCGCUUUCUACCAUCGCUACAGUUGCUGAUUCUGCGGAGACUGCAUUUGGACAGUUCUAUGAUACUCUUAUGCCGUUGUUGUUUAACGUUCUGAAUGAGGAGCAAUCCAAGGAAUUCCGAAUUUUGCGUGCGAAGGCUAUGGAAUGCGCCACUUUGAUUGCACUGGCAGUUGGAAAGGAGAAGAUGGGCCGGGAUGCGUUGACUUUGGUACAGCUUCUUGGCAAUAUCCAACAGAGCAUUACGGAUGCGGACGAUCCUCAAUCGUCGUAUCUUCUCCACUGCUGGGGUCGCAUGUGUCGAGUCCUCAAGCAAGAUUUCGCUCCAUAUCUUCCCGGUGUCAUGCCGCCACUUCUCCUAGUUGCUGGUGCCAAAGCGGACGUCCAGAUUCUCGAUGAUGAAGAGCAGCUUAGACAGGUUGAGCAAGACGUAGGGUGGGAGCUCGUUCCGUUGAAGGACAAAAUUAUUGGAAUUCGAACAAGCGCACUCGAAGAUAAAAACACUGCUAUUGAGCUGAUUACGAUUUACGCGCAAGUUCUUGCUGCUGCCUUCGAGCCUUAUGUUGUUGAGACCCUGGAGAAGAUUGCUAUUCCAGGGCUGGCGUUUUUCUUCCACGACCCGGUCCGGGUCUCGUCUGCUAGCUUAAUCCCUCAGUUGCUAAAUUCUUACAAGACAGCACACGGGGAUCAGUCUCCUGAAUUCUUGCAAAUGUGGUCCAAGACUGUCGAAAAGCUUAUUGAGGUUCUAAGCGCAGAGCCUGCCAUUGAUACACUGGCGGAAAUGUUCCAAUGCUUCUACGAAUCAGUUGAAGUUGCCGGGAAAAAUAGCCUAACCCCUGCUCACAUGCAAGCAUUCAUCACGUCUGCAAAGUCAUCGCUUGUAGACUAUCAGGAACGAGUAAAGCGACGUUUGGAAGAAAAAGCAGAACUCGAGGAUGGGGAUGAUGAUACCUACUCCUAUGAAAUCGAAGUCGAAGAGGACCAGAACCUUCUUAGCGACAUGAACAAAGCCUUCCACAUCAUCUUCAAGAACCAUGGCCCUGCCUUCCUACCAGCUUGGGGUCAACUGCUCUCUUUCUAUGAUUCCUUCAUCGCAAGCCAGGACUCCACGCAGCGUCAAUGGGGUAUUUGUAUUAUGGACGACGUGCUUGAAUUCUGCGGUGAGCAAUCGUGGAAUUACAAAGAUCAUAUCCUGCAGCCACUCAUUAACGGCAUGCGGGAUGACAAUGCCGCGAACCGGCAAGCAGCAUGUUAUGGUGUCGGCAUGGCUGCGCAGAAGGGCGGGCUAGCGUGGAGCGAGUUUGUGGCCGCGAGCAUCCCGACGCUCUUCCAGGCGACGCAGCACGCCAAGGCCAGGACUCAGGAGCAUAUCUUCGCGACGGAGAAUGCGUCAGCUAGUAUUGCGAAGAUUUUACAUUACAAUUCUAGUAAGGUGCAGAAUCCGCAGGAGGUUGUGGAGAAUUGGUUUAAUACUUUGCCCAUUGUCAACGAUGAGGAAGCGGCGCCGUAUGUCUAUUCGUUCCUCGCGCAGCUUAUUGACCAACAAAAUCCCACAGUGUUCAACAAUGCUGCGAAGGCAUUCACGUUCAUCGUACAGGCACUUGAAGCAGAGACGCUGCAAGGCGGUACAGCCGCUCGUGUGGCGAGCUCGGCGAAACAACUGGCGACAGCAACGGGCAUAAAUGUAGAGCCGAUAUUUGCAAAUGUUAACCCAAAAUACCAGAUGGCCGUCCGAAGUUUUUUUCAAUAA
Messenger RNA from Blastomyces gilchristii SLH14081, 3228 nucleotides. RefSeq names its product importin beta-3 subunit. Gene Ontology annotation, cellular component: nucleus; cytoplasm. Bases 1 to 3228 code for a protein of 1075 amino acids. Lineage: Eukaryota; Fungi; Ascomycota; Eurotiomycetes; Onygenales; Ajellomycetaceae. The record is from RefSeq and is a predicted model, not a curated record. The transcript has 6 exons. Gene Ontology annotation, biological process: protein import into nucleus. Gene Ontology annotation, molecular function: nuclear import signal receptor activity; small GTPase binding.